Molecule: messenger RNA, 6531 nt
Organism: Closterium sp. NIES-67
Lineage: Eukaryota; Viridiplantae; Streptophyta; Zygnematophyceae; Desmidiales; Closteriaceae
Source: the annotation of a GenBank genome assembly
UUUCCUCAGGUCUACAUUCCUUCCACCAGAUCUGUCAGCAGUCUACCGUCCGUCCUCAACUUUGUGUGCAUCUCUCCUACAACCAUCACUAGCCUCACGGCCCUUUCCCCUCUACUUCGCUCGUAAACAUGGCGCUCAUAACGCAAGAGCUCGCGGGCUGUAGGCGUUAGGCGAGGGGAUGCAUUCAGCCGAGGGCCGGAGUCUUACGGCUUGCUGCCGUGGACGGAAUGUGCGCGCGGGCCGCGACGAUGGCUGGCACGGCUGCGGUCGAGGCAGUCGCCACGCUGUGAGGAAGAAUCGCCGAGGCAUCCGGUGGCGUGCACGCGACGAAUACCGGCUAUCGGCGUGCGAUCGUCGUCGCCGGGUGCUCAUUGCAAGAUCUGACAGCACGGACGGCCAAAGGCGUCGGGCUUACCGGUGCGGGAGGCCGGAGGCAGACGCUUCUCGAGGCUCGCUGGGAGCUUCGGUCACGGCGGCCGGAGUCAGACGCGUAUCUCUAGCAUCACGGACAUCAGUAGCAGCACGCCCGGAGAUAGAACUGUUCUCUCGCUAUCUCUCGUGUUCCCAGCAGUCAGAUCCUCUGAUCGUUCCUAAAUCCUCGCGGCUGCCUCAUCUAGACCGACGUUCCCAAUCUGCUCUCGCUACACGACUUCCCAUUCACGCCGCUUGCCCACUGUAGCCGACUGUCCAGCAACCUAUCGCGCGCGGCUGAGCGGAUCCCCCCGAGUGACCUCCUCCUUGUGCUGUGCUCUCCGCGGAGCAUCUUCGAGUUGACAUCGUGUUGAGUGCUCGCCGAGUUAAGCAGGCGGCGCUCACACGCGAUCGUGAGCGGCACUGCACUGACGGAGGUGACAGUAUCGGGAGUAAAGCCGAGGUUUGUGCAGGAGAAGCGGAAAAAACGGCAAGAGCGACGGCAGGUACGGGGGACUCAAGGGAGCGCGGUCGAGGCGGGAUGCCGCGGUCAGGUGUCUUCGGGGGUGGCGGCGGGGGAGUGAUCGUUCCCACCAUGGACGUGCGCCAACGCGCCACGCCCAACCUUCCGCCACUAGCAGCGGAAGAGGAGUUGCAGCCGCCGCCUCCACCGCCUCCACCGCCUCCCACGCCCUCGACUACAGCACCCCCCGCGCCCUCCUUCCCCGCGCUCUCUUUCCCCGCGCCCUCCUUCCCGCCGCUGCCCUCCCGGCGCUCUCUACUGUCGGAUGCAAUGGGGGAAGCAUCAGCGGUAGGGGGGAGUACCAGGAUGCAGGGCGCGGCGAUGGGGCCGGGGAGGGACGCGACGAGGAUCACGGCAACGACCAUCAGCGGUUUCGUUGUGCCGGCAGCAACAGCACCAGCAGCAGAGACGGGAGCGGCAUCGGAUAUCUUCCACCCGCCUCCUCCCCCUCCCCCCACGCCAGCGGGGCAGGCCACGCGGUCGUUCACCACCACCCGAGGCUUCGCUGUGCCCGACCCUCGUUCCGUGGGCUCGCCGUUCGAACCCGUGGGCGGUCGUUCGGGUAGCGGCUCUACGGGCGUCGCAGGUCGUGGGUGGCCCUCUGCCGCUGCUGCCGCGGCGUCAAACAGCUCUCGUGCUGUCGCUCCCGCUGCUGUCACCCCCGCUGCAGUCACUGCCGCCGUAGCAGCGUCGGCUCGAGAUGCAUGGUUCCUCCCGUCUGCUGCUGCCGCGGCUGCCGCCGCCGCCACGGCUGCUGCGGCGGCCGCUGCAGCGUCAGCAGCUGAUUCGGCAGGUUUUGCGACGGCGGCGGAGGAGGAGGAGGCGGGGAUGGUGAGGGUUGUGGGGUUCUCUGGGAGAUCCAGCGGUAGCUUCCGAUUGGACCGAUCCGCCAGUCGCGAGGGCGGGGCGACUGUCGGCGCCGGUCUGGCGGCACUAGUGUCGGACUCGCCGGGUGGGGGCUUAAUAUCCGGCUCGCCUGGGCUGGGGUCCCAUGUGUUCGCGCAUUUGAACGAGGAGGAUGAAGGAUUGGACAAAGAGGGGGGGGGAGCAGCGGCAGACGCGGAGGGGGAGGUAGUAAUGCAGGCGGUGGGGACGGAUGAUGGCGGGUACGCGGAAGAGGAGGAGGACGAGGUGCGGGGGCGGGAGGUGCGGGCGUGUUUUCCGACGUCGGCGCCCAAGAUCUCCUUCGGGCUGGGGUGGAACUUCCGCCGCCUCAACACCCGCGGCACCGUGUCUCGCAGCAGCAAGCCGGACGCGGCAGCUGUGAGCGGCGUGGUGGCGGGCAGCCUGGGCAGCAGCAUGGGCAGCUACUUCUCGCGCACGGCCAGCAGCCCCUGCUUCCCCUUCCUGCAGACGUCGUCCCCCACCACCCUCCCGCCGCUGCCGUCCAUCUACAGCUCGUCGCACUCGCUCAAGUCGGCGGCAGCUGCCGCCAUCGCGGCCGCAAGGGCCGCGUCAGCCCCCUCGCUGGCUUCGGCCGCUGCUGCCGCAUCCCCUGCGGCUGCUGCGUCGUCGCUUACCUCCCCCCGGUGUGCGUUGGGUGGCUUCUCUUCCGCGGUGAGCGUGGGCGUUGUAACGUCCAGCCUGCCUUCCAGGUUCAGCUCUGCUUUCCCCAACCCCCCUGCUGCACCCGUGGCGCCCACACGGCAUGGCGCAUCUCGCUUCGAUCCCGUGGCCCUGCAAGAGGCGGUUCCGCCCCACUGUGCAGUGGCGUGCGCGCAUCCAGUCCAUGUGCGUGCGAGCAUUCGGCCCAGCGAGGAGGGGUUUGGUGUGCCGCAGCAGUGGCAGGCCAAGGCGGACGGCCUGCCUGUGGGCCGCAGCAAGCUCAGCAGGGUGGCAGAGGCGGCAGUGAGUGGCGCUACAGACUCGGCUGUAGCGGCAGAGGCAGCGGAGGUGCUGGAGGCGAAGGAAGAAGCGAUGACCGUACCAGUGCUGGCAGCAGCAGCAGCCGCAGCACAAGGGAUCGUGGCAAAUGAGUCGGAGGCAGAAGUGACGCUACCUGCGCAAGCAGCAGUUGAAGCGGACUGUGCGUGUGAAGCAGAAGCGGGGGCCUUGCCUGACGAGCCCCCCGCUGCCUGUCUGCGUGUGGCGCUGGACUCGCCUGCAGAGCAGCAGUUCGUCUCCACUCUCUCCGCGUUAGAAGACGUCUGGCUCGCAGAGAACGUGUCCCUCGGCCUCGCGUGGCCGCGCAGCCUCGUUUCUCCCGCGCCUCUCACCACCGCCCUCUCCUCCCCGGCGCCUGCUGCGUGCAUCGCGCCCGCCGCCGCCGUGCCUCCCCCCGUGCUGCACCUGGUGGGCGCGGUGCAGGAGGGGCUGCGGGCGGGCGCGCAGCCGGUGCGGGCGUCGGGGGGUCUGGGCGGGGCGUACAUAUUCCGGGACGCGGAGCAGCGCAACGUGGCGAUCGUGAAGCCGACGGACGAGGAGCCCCUGGCGCCCAACAACCCCAACGGCUACGUGGGGCGCGCGCUGGGGCAGCCGGGGCUGAAGCGCAGCAUCCGCGUGGGCGAGGCGGGGCUCCGCGAGGUGGCGGCGUUCCUGCUGGACCACGGGGGAUUCGCUGGAGUGCCCGCCACCGCGCUCGUGCUCGCCACGCACCCCGUCUUCCACGUCAACGCCGCCGCAGCCAUGGGGCCGCUCACCACGGCGCGCACGUCGGCGACGGCGGGCGGGCUGUCCAGUGCGUUCUCGUUCUCCGUCGGGUCCAGUGCCUCCACGGCCUCAGCUGCUGCUGCCGCUGUCGUGGGUGUCAGGGCCUCGGGCGGUGGCGAUGGGAGCUGCAGUGGCGGGCGGCGGCUGUGCUCGCUGCAGCGGUUUGAGCCGCAUGACUUUGAUGCGAGCGAGCAUGGCACGUCGCGGUUCCCCGUGGCUGCUGUUCACCGCAUAGGCAUCCUCGACAUCCGCAUGUUCAACACCGACCGGCACUCUGGCAACAUCUUGGUGCGGCAGCUGAGCGGCGAGGAGCGGUCGUGGCGGCGGGUUGACCCGCAGCUGCGCGUGGACGAGGCGGUGCACCUGGUGCCCAUUGACCACGGCUUCUGCCUGCCCGACACACUCGAGCCCGCCUACUUCGAGUGGCUGCACUGGCCGCAGGCGUCGCUGCCGUUCUCGGCCGAGGAGCUGGAGUACAUAGCGGCGCUGGACGCGGAGCGGGACGUGGCGGUGCUGCGGCAGCACCUGCCGCUGCUGCGCGAGGGGUGUCUGCGUGUGCUCGUCAUCGCCACCACGCUUCUGCAGCGCGCCGCUGCCGCCGGCAUGACGUUGGCGGGGAUCGGCGCGAUGAUGAGCCGCGAGGUGCGCGGGCUGGACGAGCACCCCAGCGACCUCGAGCUCGUCUGCGCUGACGCGCUCAGGGAGAUGAAACGCGUGCGCGCCGCGCUGGGGGAGGGGGACGGGGAGGAGGAGGGGGAGGGGGGAUGGCGAAGGGAGAGUGGGGAGGGGAGUACGAGGGAGGGGGGUAUUCAGGAAGAGGAGGGGGAGGGGGAGGGGGAGGACGAGGAGGAGGAGGAUUUGUCAGGGAGUGAGGAGGAGGAGGGUAUAUUUGGCGUUGAUGGGUUUGGGGAUGAGGGAGGAGAGAUAGAUGCCGUGCUGGAAGGGGAGGAAGGGGAGGAAGGAGAGUGGUCGGAUGAGGAGGAGGAGGAUGUGGAAGAGUCGGGAUGCAGGGGGGCGGGCAGUGACGCAGAAUGCGCCAACGGUGUAGGCAACGAGGAAGAGGAGGGGGAGGAGGAGGUAGGCAGCUGUGUGAUUCCGGAGUCUCUGCUGUGGAAGAAAGGUGCACGGUGGGGUGACACGGACUCAGAGGAUGAGGACGAGGAAGAGGAGGAGGAUGGGAAGGAGGAGGAAGAGGAGGAGGAAGCAGAGGGGGCAAGGGAGCAUUCGGGGUGCGCUGAAGCAUUCGGGGGGGAAGGUAUUGAGCAAGGAUUGGCGCAUGCGAGCAUGGGCGUGCAGGAAGGGUUUGCCAUAGCUACAGGGUGCACUGUCAGUGAUUCCGUGACAGGGGGCGAGGAGCAGUUUGAGUUCGAUGAGGAGCCUGAUGUAGAGAGUGCAUCUUACCGGCAUCACUACCAGCAGGGCCUCAAGCAGCAGCAGCAGCAGCCGCGCCUUGUUCCCCCAUCUGCCUCCACGUCCCGCUCUCCCAGCAGCGACAGCAAUCACAGCAAUGACUGCGGGGAUAGCACCACGAGCAGCAGCAAUGGUGCUGGUCUGGGCAUGCGGCAGCAUGGCAGUGAGAUGGAUGACUUCCCCCCCAUGGGAGUGGGCUCCAUGAGCUCCUCCCCUCCCUCCUCUCUCGCCUCCCCGCCCCCGCCUGCCCUCGCCGCUGCAGCAGCUGCUGUACCGGACCUGGAUCCCCCUCCUGCCGCUCCUCUGCUCUAUGCUCUCCACGGCUCCCGUGCAUCGUCGCCCUCAUGGCACACACCCCCGCAACCAGCAGACGCACCACCAGCACGGGUGCAUGCUGGUCGGAGCAGUGAGCCCGCUACCUCCCUGCCUGUGCUGUCAUCUUCGCCCGAGCCUGCAACAGCCCAGCCUGUCCCCGUGCCCGCUGUGGCCCACCACUUCAUUGCCAAGUCCACCCGCCUCGGCUCGUCCUACGCCCCUCCGCCCCGCCACCUCGCUCGCCCUCUCUUCCGCAAGCCCAUGGCCGCCCUCCCCCCCCGCACGUCCGCACAGGCCUCGCACACUGCAGCGCCUGCUGCUGUGGUGGUGCAGGCGGGGUUCAGUGGGGCGCUGGGUGCAGGUGGGGGCAGCGUGAGUGGUAUGGGUGGCGCUGCUGGCAGCAGCGGUGGCAGCGGGUCCAGCGCAAGGAGGGCAGUUGGUCGCUCCAAGCUUGGCAGCACCAGCAGCAGCAGCAGCAGUGGCGAAGAGGGAGGUGGCGAGGAGGCGAGUGGUGAAGGCACAGCAGGUGGUGGGGUGGGCAGUGGGACGCAGCAGAGGGCCCUGCAGCAGAGGCACAGCUCGAAGCAAAGGCGCAGCAGCGGCCAUGUGAAGGGCUCAAAGCAGCACGGGUGGCAGCAACGGGGGCAGGCGCAGGGCGGAGUGGCACUGGACCCUCGGGAGAGUGAGGCGGGGGAUGAGCUGGGAGCGCAGCUGAUGGAGCUGGGCGAGCUGGGUGUGCGGGCGUGGCAGGUGUACCAGGAGGUGCUCGUGGCGCUGCUGGACGACCUCAUCCUCAGGAGGAGCGGCGAGUCCGUCUCCAACCGCCUGCACUUCGGCACUUCCUGCCAGUUCUAGGGGGGCUUUCAUUGCACCCAUGAUGCUCCAGUUGUGCAAAAGCGUGUGACAUGGUGCCAUGGGUCCCAUCCAUGUUCCAUCUCCCGUCCCGUCCGGUUACCUUGCUGCCCACACUAUGCUAUGUACAGUUGUCAGCGGCGCAUGCAUACUCAAAGCUUGAGUGCUUGACUGGUGUGUGGCUGGGCUGUUUGAUGAUUUGACUAGGUGAUGCUGUGGCUAGGUUGGUUGCUUCCUGGCUCGUGGCUCUCGAUGUUUGAGCUUUUAGUCAGGUGUAUGCUGGUUUUAUAGGUACUGUAUGAGUUGGGAUUCUGUGUGGCUUGUGGUGCUUGCUAUGCUAACGUUAAGGUUGUGAAAUUCCGUUGUUAGAU